This is a messenger RNA of Seriola dumerili (greater amberjack), 1923 nucleotides long. Its product is annotated as peptidase inhibitor 16-like. The transcript is spliced from 6 exons. The record is from RefSeq and is a predicted model, not a curated record. Gene Ontology annotation, cellular component: extracellular region. The coding region runs from base 122 to 1309 and encodes 395 amino acids. NCBI's taxonomy places the organism in Eukaryota, Metazoa, Chordata, Actinopteri, Carangiformes, Carangidae.
CAAACACGGUUGUUGAUCACUUACAGACACACACACACUUUCAUAAGAACACACACACACUCUUCACUGGACUCUGGACUGACCACUUGAGGAUACAUCCCUCAGGAAUCUGUUUCCCAUCAUGCACCAGCGGAGCCUCUCAGAGCUCCAGGGGGUCUCUACACAGCGGGGGGCCUCGACCCGACGGACUACCCAGGAUCGAGCCUCGAGGAGCUCCAGGCUGCUGAGUAGGGGGUCCAUGCGCCGCUGCCUCUGCCCGCCAAGGGGAGCUCCUCUCUGGGCAUGGCUGCUGCUGAGUGCCCUGGUGGUUCCCGGAGCCUGGAGCUUUCUGAGCGAGGAGCAGGAGGAGCUGCUGGUGGAGCUUCACAACCACUACAGAGGACUGGUUUCGCCCAGCGCCUCGGCCAUGCUGCCUCUGAAAUGGGACCCGAGCCUGAAGUUGCUCGCAGAGGGCUACGCCACUAAAUGUGUGUGGAACCACAACCCAGAAUUGGAGGACACCGGAGAGAAUCUGUUCGCCGGCACCGGGCCUCUGGACCUCAGAGAGGCUCUGGAGAAAUGGUUCCUGGAGCACCUGGACUAUGACUUCCACAACAACAGCUGUGACGAAGACAAGAUGUGUGGACACUAUACACAGAUGGUGUGGGCAGACACACACAGAGUCGGCUGUGCCUUCCAUCUCUGUAACAGUAUGGAGGGACUGGAUUGGGAGAGAGCCUCCUUUCUCGUCUGCAACUACUAUCCAGCAGGGAACUAUGAAGAUGAGAGGCCGUAUGUAGAGGGUGACUGGUGCUCAAGAUGUCCUGAAAACCUGCAGAAAUGUGAAAACAACCUGUGUGUUGCUGACACUGUGGAGGAGGAAGAUGAAGAAGAGUGGUGGCCAACUCCUCUUCCUACAGCAACGUCCGAUCCCUCCCUUCAGCUUGGACAGGAGGAAAAUGAGGAGGAGAGGGUCGUUCCUCCUCCGAGAACAACUGAUGUCCAGCCCGCGACCACCUCCACCUCUGCAUUGGACUCUGAGGACAUGAUUUUACCAGACACCCCUGCCCCGGGCACAACCCCUCCAGAACUCCCCUCAGCAACACUGGGAGAGGAGAAAAAGGUUGGAGAGAAGAUGGAGGAGGAGGAGAAGAAAGAGGAGGAGGGGGAGGAGGGAAAGGACACUAUGGAUAAGCCGGAGGGAGAAAGGGAAAAAGACAUCGCACGAAAAAGACACCAGAGUGUGGAAGUUAAUAACAAUGCUGGUUUAGUAUCAUCACUUUCCCUCCUUUUAGCCUGUCUGACUGGGAUCCUGACUCUGAGGCUGUGAGGGUGAAGAGGAGGAGGAGGAAGAGGAGAAAAGAGGAGAAAAGAGGAGACAAUAUGUUCACCUCACCUCACCACUCUUGCAUUGACUGCACAUUACCUUGUUAAUCCGCCCUGUGGUAACAAACAGUCCCCCCCCCCUUCCCCUGCAGAGCAAAAUGGGUCAAUUAAUAAUUCACACUCAUCAGAAACAAACAGCUGCCAUUUUCACAACAUCUGCACGUAGUCUGGACUCACAUCUGGGUCACAUAAUGUUUUAUAACCUGCUUCAACCUGCCUGGAAUACAAAACACUUGAUUGCCACUAAGUUAAAGUCACUCACAACUACUAAGUAUGUUGUUUUCAUGUAGAAGAAACACACUGACAUCUAAGAAACAAUUGAAAAACAACACAACUGUACUUGAGGGAAAAACUACUUAUUGAUGAACAUGGGGUUUAUGAGGUGAAGCACGAUGUGAUUCUGACCUUAUUCACUUUGAUGAGACGAUUGUGAGAUGAGAAAGUCAAUAUCAGUCUCAUAUCUAUUAAGAUGGAGUCAGGACGUGGUUAGCUUAUCUUAUCUUAUCUUAUCUUAACUUAGCUUAACGUAAAUACUGGAAACAGGAGGAAACAGCUAGC